CGAGAUGUGCAGGCAAGCUUGCACAAGGACGGUGAGGCAAGAGCACCGAGGACGCGCAUCUCAUGUGGAGGUUCAGGGCCUGAUUUGAGGAGGUAUUGCGGAGUUCUACAUUUGACUCAUGAACUAUGAAAGAAGUUGCGCGCGCGCGUGCUUUCAUUGAAUUUGGAUAAUUAUGGUUUGCCACAGACAUUUAUCACCCAGUUGAGAUUUCAUUGAAAGAAUCCGAAUCGUGUGGGGGAUUGUUAUUCUCAACGUGAUGGAUACAAAUGCGUUGGCUGUGUUUAAACUUUUAGUGGUUGGAAUUUUGGUGAACUCUUGGAUGACAAGAGGAUUGUCAGCCACAGAGAAUAUCAAUGUUGAGUCUAUACCACGAAGGCCUAGUGUGGCUCUGUGCAACGAGACCCAGCUACUGUGGGAGAUGGAGGUGUGUGGGGAGGAAUUCAAGCGAAAGAUGGACCACGUGGAUCCCCAGAACUGGUGCAACUUAACACACUUCAUCAGUGAGUACCACCUUUUCUCGCUGUGCACGGAGACCAACGCCGAGCGCAUCAACUGCUACUGGCCCAACCCUCUGGUGGAGAGCUACAUCAUCCGGAUCCACAAGCACUUCUUCUCCAACUGCACCCUGGAGAGGGUGAUCCUGGUGGACCCGCCGGACGACACACUCACCAUCCUCAUCCUCAUCCCUGUCUUUCUCACCCUGGCCAUGAUCGCGCUGGUGGUGUGGUGCAGCAAGCGCAGCGACAUCCUGGCUUAGGAUGUUGGUUGGUUUGGUUCCCAUGUGACUGUCCAGCAUGUCCAGAGACCCAUAAACGUCUUUAUUGAACCCUAGAUGAGGAAUUGGGUUAGGGAAGACAGGUAGGGAACCUACGGAGGGAACCUUUGUUUGUUCAUUGUGUCAUUUCAGGAUUAUGGUGGAUUGAAGGGAUUAAAAGAAGCCACUUAACGCCUUUGAAGGAGAUGCAUCCAAACUCCAAGGCCUUUUGAUAGAUAUACUGUACCCAAGGACCCAAGACACAUACGAGACAUUUAGGAUUGUAGAUCCUUUGUAUGAAAUGGGACUGAGGCCCAGGGACUGCUUAAAUAUCAUAAUUUAUAAGACAUGGUUAAACUUUUAAAUAUAUUCUCAUGAAGAAGUCUUCUCAAUAGGAGAACAUGGACAAACUGAGACCUGAAUAUGUAUAGUACUUUUCUGUACCAGUGCCGUCUACUGUAUAGAAACUACAUUUUGGUCCCGCAUCGCCGCCAUGCUUUCUGUACAGUACUGUUUCUUCUUCACACUUCCUCACCUGUUCUUAUGUGCUGUCACUAUCGGGUCAAGCUGCACAGACGGAU
This is a messenger RNA of Salvelinus namaycush (lake trout), 1335 nucleotides long. Its product is annotated as receptor activity-modifying protein 3-like. NCBI's taxonomy places the organism in Eukaryota, Metazoa, Chordata, Actinopteri, Salmoniformes, Salmonidae. The coding region runs from base 257 to 757 and encodes 166 amino acids. The record is from RefSeq and is a predicted model, not a curated record. Gene Ontology annotation, biological process: receptor internalization; calcium ion transport; intracellular protein transport. The transcript is spliced from 4 exons. Gene Ontology annotation, cellular component: signaling receptor complex; cell surface; membrane. Gene Ontology annotation, molecular function: coreceptor activity.